Molecule: messenger RNA, 3565 nt
Organism: Patiria miniata (bat star)
Lineage: Eukaryota; Metazoa; Echinodermata; Asteroidea; Valvatida; Asterinidae
Product: sodium-dependent dopamine transporter-like
Exons: 14
Coding region: 390-2294 (634 amino acids)
Biological process (GO): sodium ion transmembrane transport; dopamine uptake involved in synaptic transmission
Cellular component (GO): presynaptic membrane; neuron projection; neuronal cell body membrane
Molecular function (GO): dopamine:sodium symporter activity; norepinephrine:sodium symporter activity
Source: RefSeq, a predicted model, not a curated record
ACCCAUGCCCACUUGUUGAUAUCGUGCUGAUGGACCAGAGGGGGUGCUGGAGUCGCCGUACAGGGUAGCCGGGUCGGGCAUACACAGAGUAGCAACAGGCGCUGGGCAGCGGAGAGCCAUUAUUAGCCUAGUUCGCCAGAGCUCCGUCAGGCGCUCACACAACCUGUUGCGUCUGCUCGCGAUUUCUGAGCUCCAUUCCGAUCGCGUGUUCUCCCUAUACUUCUCGAUUUCUACUCGAAGUAUUAUUUUUGAAUCGUCGUUUCAAUCGACCAGAGAUGCAGCUCACUUCGGCAUAAUAAAACCAAGAGUUUGAACUGCACCGAGUUUUUUUCCUGGUCUUUUUUUUGUCUUUUCGAAAACGGAGUGCUAAGGGUCCAAAAGGAACCGACAUGCGGACGGACAGUGCCACUACUAACGACAACCCCAGGUUUUACGGCAUCAACAUGAAUUCUAACGCAGCAGCGCAGGGCAAGUUAUUGAAAGUGAGCGUGGAAGGCGGCGAGCUAGCUCCGGGGAGACGGCACGGCGGCGCCCGCCCGACCUGGGGCGGCAAGGCGGACUUUCUCCUUUCCAUCAUCGGCUUCUGCGUAGAUCUGGCCAACGUCUGGCGAUUCCCCUACAUGUGCUACAAAAACGGGGGAGGUGCAUUCCUGAUUCCCUACACGAUCAUGCUUCUCAUCUGCGGCAUUCCACUCUUCUACCUGGAGCUUGCCCUGGGCCAGUAUAACCAGACGGGCGCCAUCACGGUCUGGGACAAAGUCUGUCCCAUCUUCAAAGGCGUGGGAUGGUGCGUUGUCCUCAUCGCCUUCUUCGUAGACUUCUACUACAACGUCAUUAUCUCCUGGGCUCUCUACUAUUUCUUCGCUUCUUUCACGACCGUCCUUCCGUGGAGUACCUGUGAUCAUGAUUGGAACACCAUCUACUGCUUCGCACCAAUGGACGGUCCGGAGUACGAAGUGGAGGUGAAUGUCACCGCAGAAGAUGGCACAAAUGCCACCAUGGUUAUCAACAAGACAGUAUCAGCGGCUACAGAAUACUAUGAACGAGGUGUUCUUCAGAUCGACCAGAGUGGUGGGAUUGAGAACAUGGGUAAAGUGGUGUGGCAACUGAUGCUGUGCCUCUUUACCGUGUAUGUCAUCUGCUACUUCAGUAUGUGGAAGGGCAUCAGAGGAUCUGGAAAGGUGGUCUGGUUCACAGCUACGUUUCCCUACGUCGUUCUCUUUGUACUUCUGAUCCGUGGCAUCACGUUAGAGGGAGCGGGAGUCGGCAUCACGUAUUACGUCGUGCCAACCUUCUCCAAACUCCUGAAUGCUCAGGUAUGGGUAGACGCUGCCACCCAGAUCUGUUUCUCCCUGGGACCUGGGUUCGGAACUAUGCUGGCCUACUCCAGCUACAACAAGUUCAAUAACAACAUAUACAGGGACGCAAUGUUGACAAGCUGUAUCAACUGCGCUACCAGUUUCCUUGCUGGUUUUGUCGUCUUCUCAGUGCUUGGUUACAUGUCGGUGCGUAACCAUGUCGACAUCGAUCAAGUGGCCACCGAAGGUCCGGGUCUGGUGUUCGUGACGUACCCCGAGGCCCUAGCAACGAUGCCUGGCGCCCCCAUCUGGUCAAUCAUCUUCUUCUUGAUGCUGAUUACCCUGGGUCUAGACAGCUCGUUUGGUGGAUCGGAAGCCGUACUGACCGCCCUCUCUGAUCAGUUUCCGCGCAUCGUUCGGGAUCAUCGCGAGAUCUUCAUCGGCUGUCUCUUCGCCGUCUACUUCCUGGUCGGACUGGCCUUUACUUCCCAGGGCGGGGCGUAUCUGGUAAACCUCUUCGACAAUUUUGCUGCCUCCUACUCCAUCUUGAUUGCCGUCUUCUUCGAAGCUGUCGCCAUCUCUUGGUGUUACGGAAUGUCGUUCCCACCGACCAAACGCAUCAGCAGUGACAUCAAGGAGAUGCUGGGAUAUUACCCCGGUCUGUACUGGCGUGUCUGUUGGCCCGUAGUUGGCCCAGCAUUCGUUCUGUGUUGUAGUGCAUUCGGUCUAGCCAACUACAAGUAUCCGACCUACGAUGGCUACAAGUACCCACCAUGGGCCAUAGCGAUCGGCUGGAUGAUUGCUGGGGCGUCCGUGGCGCUCAUUCCCCUCACAGCUAUCUACAAAUUCCUCACCACUCCCGGAUCCAUAUACGAGCGAUUUAGGGUGAACAUGGACACACCACCGCAGUAUCCUACCGAGUUACCGUCGGCCAACCACUAUCCGUGCCAGCUGAACGGGGUCCCCAUGGACACAAAGCCGGUCACACACGUCUGAACAAUCACGGUAAAAGAGAAAACAAUCCAGGGAGCAGUGGUGAAUGUAUGGGGAUUGGGUGGGGCUGGGGGAAAGAGCUACGGGCAUGGGCGUCGCUAUGGUAGACCAUGGGGUGACCACAAGAUGGCCGGUCACCAUCUGACAAAACUGGCUAUAGGGGCGCUGUUAAAGGCGGACAAUUCUCUUCUGCAACCAGGUAUUAGCAGUUAGUAUUAUACGCCUGCAUAAAUCACGGUGAUUGAUACAAGGUGGAAGCUUCCCUGUGGCCUUGUGGUCCGGGCUGGUGGUUUCGGAUUAAAAAUUGCCGAAGGUUCGAAUCGUCCUUUUCCGCCAACAAAUUGUGAUUUGCUUUCUUUUAUCUCGUUUGUUAUUACAUCCUUUUUGUUAAUGAAAUUAAAAAUCUCUCUGACUUAAUACCCUCGAUGAAUUUUUAAAGGGAUGUAAGGUAACAACUGACGCAUGUGAGAUUCUUUCUGCAUUCAAUAUGGGACGUUGAACAAUAGAGGACAAUAGGGUCCCCAAUUCCCGAGAGGUCCCCUGUUUGGAUUCGUGUACAAAACAUAUGGGAAGUCUUCCUAAGAAGUACAAACAAAAGAGGGACAAUAGGUGGUCCCCGAUUGCAGGCAAAUACGCACCUCUGUACGUUAUGGUACGUAACUAGUCUUGGUUGCAGAAAAAAUAAUUAUUGAUGACUGGACAACAGUUGGACAAAAUCUGGAACUAGGUUGCGCCAUUCAUGCGGACUCUUGGCUGACAAACGAUUUUUUGCAGACAAGAACGAAGAUCUUCCGGCAAAACGACGGUUGGGGGAAUGCAACACCACCCCUCGCGCCUUGGUGACGCCCCUGCCGGCAGGUAAUUCGUCCAAGUGUUCAUGGUGGGUCUCAUCCUCUCCCGAUAACACAGAGUGCUGAUUGAUGUUUAAAUCCGUCACAGUUACUCGAUUUUGUAAAACAAAAAGCAAAAUUAUUCCAAGACUGACAUGAGGGUUAAUAUGACAGCAUUGAAUUUUCAUCGCCAAAAUAGGCAAUAAUUACCACAGUUAGAGAUAUUUCAUGUUUUCUUCAUAAAGGCAAUCCCGUUUAAUGCAGGCUGAGUAAAAAAAAUCAGAAACCAAAAUGUCGGGACUGGGAUCAAGUUCUGCAUGUAGCACUUUCAAAAUCUAGGAUGUGAAAGCCCAAUUCAAAAGCUUCCUUGAAGUAUAAGAUUUCAAAUCACCCAUGUACUUAUUUGAUUUAAACACAACCACCGUUUUACAGUUCUGUCCACGG